AUGACUUUCGAAAACUUCCUCAGAGGCCCCACCGAAGACAAAAGUGUCCCACAGCAGCCACCUACCGAGAGAUACCAGGCAGCCAACAGCUACCUGGAGCUGUUCUCGCAAAAGGGCAAGCUCGUGGUGGUGACCGGCGCCGCCGGCGCAAUUGGCGGCGCGAUCUGCGAGGGCUUCGCGUCCGCGGGCGCUGACCUGUGUCUCGUGGACUAUAAGUACGAUGCGGAGCUCGCAAAGUACCUGGCGCAGAAAUACGGGAUCCAGGCGCGCGCAUACCAGGUGGACAUCACCAAAGGCGACGACGUCAAGGCGUGCGUGCAGGCGAUUCGCGACGACUUCACGGGCCGCGACAUCGAUACCUUCAUCGCCAACGCGGGCGUUGCGUGGACUCACGGCAGCAUUCUCAACGAGAGCGCCACGCCCGAGGCGUGGCAGCGCGUCAUGGACGUGAACGUGCAAGGUACGUUCCACUGCUCCAAGUACAUCGCCGAAGUGUUCAAGCUGCAGGGCCACGGCUGCCUCAUCCUGACCGCGUCCAUGUCGAGCCACAUCGCCAACGUGCCCAACUACCAGACCUGUUACAACGCCUCCAAGGCCGCUGUGCGCCACAUGGCGCGGGGGUUCGCGGUCGAAUUUGCGCACCUGACCGAGCCUGCGGGUCGCAUUCGCUGCAACUCUGUCUCGCCCGGCUACACCGACACCAUUCUAAGUUCUUUCGUGCCUACGGAGCAGAGAGCUCAGUGGUGGGGUCUUACCCCGCAGGGUCGUGAGGCAUUGCCAGAGGAGCUGGUGGGUGCCUACCUGUACCUGGCUUCCGACGCUGCCAGCUUCACCAACGGCUGUGACAUCUCCGUUGAUGGAGGCUACACAUGUGUAUAA
Molecule: messenger RNA, 879 nt
Organism: Lachancea thermotolerans CBS 6340
Lineage: Eukaryota; Fungi; Ascomycota; Saccharomycetes; Saccharomycetales; Saccharomycetaceae
Product: KLTH0H14564p
Exons: 1
Coding region: 1-879 (292 amino acids)
Cellular component (GO): intracellular anatomical structure
Molecular function (GO): oxidoreductase activity, acting on NAD(P)H, oxygen as acceptor
Source: RefSeq, a predicted model, not a curated record